Dothidotthia symphoricarpi CBS 119687 is the source of this 1059-nucleotide messenger RNA. RefSeq names its product nagb/rpia/CoA transferase-like protein. Gene Ontology annotation, biological process: translational initiation. Gene Ontology annotation, cellular component: eukaryotic translation initiation factor 2B complex. Lineage: Eukaryota; Fungi; Ascomycota; Dothideomycetes; Pleosporales; Dothidotthiaceae. Gene Ontology annotation, molecular function: translation initiation factor activity; guanyl-nucleotide exchange factor activity. The coding region runs from base 1 to 1059 and encodes 352 amino acids. The record is from RefSeq and is a predicted model, not a curated record. The transcript has 2 exons.
AUGGCCACCGACUCGGACAAGAAGCCGCUGCCGGCAUUCGACAUUGUGUCGACAUAUCGCCGGAUCCUCAAUGACGACCCCGAGCUCACCAUGCCCGUCGCAGCCAUCGAGGCACUCGUCGAAGCCAUUGCCCAGAGCUCCGUGUCGACCGUCGCCGAGACACUGGACCUGCUCGAACGCCACACGGCUGCGCUGAAGGCCUCGAUAGCCAACCCCAUCUCGCUCUCUGCCGGCACGGACCUCUUCCAACGCUACCUCAUCACCACCCUUAACCGCCCCGCGAGCCUGAACCUGGGCCCCGACGACGAUUUCCGCGCGAUUCGCAACCACCUUCUCUCCAACGGCAAGCUCUUUGUUGAACGCGCCAAGCAGAGCAGGGAGAAGAUUGCGAGCUUCGGCAAGCACUUCAUCCGCGAUGGCGCCGUCGUGCUCACAAACGGCGGCUCCAGAGUCGUGGGCGCCCUGCUGAGGAGGGCCGCCGAGUCGAGCACCAUUCGCUUCAAGGUCAUCUACGUGCUCCCUCCGUCCAGCUCCUCCGACUCCAACGAAGGCCACCAGACUGUCGCCGACUUGCGCGCUCACAACGUCCCCGUUGCCGCCAUCAACGACUCGGCAGUCGCAUACUCGUUGGGCAAGGUCGACAUGGUUAUUGUGGGCGCAGAGGGAGUCGUCGAGAACGGCGGCAUCAUCUCGCGCAUGGGCACAUAUCAGAUGGGUCUGCUGGCCAAGAGUAAGGGGAAGCCUUUCUACGUGGUUGCUGAGAGCCACAAGUUCGUCAGACUGUACCCCUUGAGCCAGUUCGACCUGCCCAUCGAGCAAAAAGUGCUCGACUUCAAGGUCACAGAUGAUGCCAAGGCUAAGACUAAGAGUGGAGAACAGAAGGAUGCUGUGGAUGAGGGUAUUGCGGACAUGAACACAAAGCCCAAAAAGUGCUUAGGGCUCGAGGCUCAUGAUGCAGUAGACUUUACGCCUCCCGAUCUGAUCUCAGGUAUCAUCACCGAGUCUGGCGUUCUCACCCCUUCUGCCGUGUCGGAAGAGCUGAUCAAGAUUUGGUUCUGA